Plutella xylostella (diamondback moth) is the source of this 1671-nucleotide messenger RNA. RefSeq lists its product as uncharacterized. Gene Ontology annotation, molecular function: transcription coregulator activity. Gene Ontology annotation, biological process: regulation of transcription by RNA polymerase II. Lineage: Eukaryota; Metazoa; Arthropoda; Insecta; Lepidoptera; Plutellidae. The record is from RefSeq and is a predicted model, not a curated record. Gene Ontology annotation, cellular component: transcription regulator complex.
GAAUAGAAAACAAAAUCACCAGCCAACUCGCAUUUUGUGGAUUUUAUUUUGUAUUUUUAUCUCUAAAUCGGAAAAUAAACUGAAACUGUAUUAAUCAAAUCUAAUCUACGCCUUAUUUUCCUGUUUAUUUGCUUCUUUUUUUCGUUUAAAUUCAUUCGUAAAACUGGAGUCUACCGCUGUGUUGGGUCCUCAGCAGACCCCGGCGCCCAGUAUGCCUGCUGCGACGACCACUGCUGGCGAGGAGCAAAAUGACGCUGACCAGAAGAUGUGGAAUGCCCUCAAACGGUACAUUAUACGGGAACGGCAGAGAAAGAAAGAAGAAUAUGAAGCUGAGGUUGAAGAAGAAAGACUGCGGAAAGAGAGGGAAGCCAGAGAGAGACAGGAUGUCAUGACUCUAGAGGAAACAAAAGAGCAGAUUGAGCAAUUAGAGCAGAAGCUGAAGCAGCUGGAGAAGGAGAAACAGAAGCUGUUCAUGCAGCUGAAGAAACUGCUCAAUGAAGAUGAGGUUCGGAAACGACAGCAGCAGAAAGAAUCCAACGAGAUGCAGCCAAUGAAGAUGGGCGGCAUGGGAGGCAACAUGCAGAUGCCAAUGUUCUCCUCAAUGCCUUCAUCAGGGCAGGGCGAGCCGCCGCCACAGGGCCGCGGGCAGCCCAAUGAUAAUCACAUGAUGAAUAAGCAACCGAUGGGCGUGCAAGGCGUGAAGCGACAGCGCAGCCCGUCGCCCACAUAUCCACACAAUAUGUACCCGCACCGCCACCAACCGCCCGUCAAACACCAGACCAUGUACACGGAUCACAAGUUGGAAGAUGGCCGCCGACAGUUGACAGCACGCGUUCUAUGGAAUAAGCCGCACUCCCAGUACUCGAACGUCGGCGGCACCGCCUCCUCCCCCUACUACUGCAUGUCGCGCCCGGCGGCCCCGCGCCCCCCCCCGCUGCUGUACGCGCCCCACCCCGCGCACCCCCUGCUGUACGCGCCCCCACAGCAGCCGCUGUAUAUGGACGUCAACAACAAGCACGACCCCAACAAGGACAAGCCGCAAGUCCUAAUCGGUCUCAGCGAGGCGCACCACGCGGCGGUCAGCGGCGGCGCCGUGUACGCGCAGCCGCCGGCGUCGCGCCACGCGCCCACGCACUCGCACCACGCGCCCAUGCAGACAUCAAAGCCUGGCAGCAUCACCCAGGGUUACCCUGUCCAGUCCAACCCCAACGUACAGAACCCGUAUCCUAACAGACACCGCUAUUAGCUAGUAAUCUUACGACGCAACUCUGCUAAGCAACCGUAAACCACACCCGAAGUGGACUGACGUAGUGACAUCUCCCUCUAGCAUAUGAGAAGGAAGGGUCGAAGUCGAAUGGUGGUGCUAUCAUGUUCUAGCAAACUCUUGCUGACAUGUAAGAAGUGGUAUGGUUAUAUCGUGGGGUGGGAUGUGAUUGGUAAGAAUCUUCUUUAAUAAAGCAAGUAUGGAUAAUACAAUAGAAGUGGAUGGAUCUGUGUUAGCUCAAAAGCUGAAGGUAAAUUAUUACUGAGAAAUUAUACAAGAAGUACAUAAUAUUCGAAGGUUCGGAUAACGUCAUAACGUUAUACUACUUAAUUAUGUGAAGAAAAGUGUCUCCCAAAAACAGUGCUAGAAACUACAUCAGGUAAUAAGUGAAUCAUAUUGGUCUGUUU